Messenger RNA from Lytechinus pictus (painted urchin), 3867 nucleotides. RefSeq names its product aspartate beta-hydroxylase domain-containing protein 2-like. Lineage: Eukaryota; Metazoa; Echinodermata; Echinoidea; Temnopleuroida; Toxopneustidae. Bases 558 to 1595 code for a protein of 345 amino acids. The transcript is spliced from 4 exons. The record is from RefSeq and is a predicted model, not a curated record. Gene Ontology annotation, cellular component: membrane.
AGUUUAAAUAGACUAUCUACGAAAGCGCUGCGAGCUGCUGAGCUGAGGAAAACAAAAUACCAAUACACGUACACGUUGUAAACCACUGCACUAUUACACUGCAUUGCAAGGAAGCCUUUCUCGAUUCUUGCAUUGCAAUAUUGGUUGUCCUGCUGAGCUGAACGACCUGUCGGCUUCACUCUGAUUGGAAUGGAAGUGAAGUAUAAGAAUUUUUUUAAUGAAUCUCCUGCAAAAAACGAUUAUCCUAUCCUGUCUACCACUACCAGUCAUAUGCCUGGCUGUACUGAAUACUGCUAAGUGCUAUGCCACUCGACACUGACUUUUUUUACACGAGUCAUGAGACAUGAUGCUGAACUUAGGUGAAUGGUAAUAAAAUCCUAACCUUGUUCAUUGAAUGAGUGAGUGAAUGCUGUCCUGAAGUGAACCGUUGAUGAUACACGAUGCUGGGUCGCCGUGCUCAUCAAGGCAUCUGGCCUGGUCGGUCUUGAUUGAUCUACUGUUCAAAAGAAAAGAAAAUUAUUUUAAGACCAAGGCAGGUUUGCUUCCCCUGACGGAACAUGGAUCUAAACGAAGAGGAGGGUGAUUCUACAUGGGAGUUUUAUUCCCAGCAUGUACUGACCACCGCAGCAGGACUUUUGUUGCUUUUAUACAUCUUCAUCAAAGGAAGGAAAGCAGAGACAUCAGAACAGGAUGCAAAGAAAGCAGAUGAAGUAUCAAAGCCCGAUGUAUUGGGAGACUACGCUCAAUGUCAUCAACCAGACUGUGUCAGAUGUAAACCAAGGAAAGACAAUCACCUGCUGUGGAACGAAAGACUUGGAGAGUUUUUGGAGAAGCAAUGCUCGGAGAACCAACUCUUCCUUAAAGAUUUAUGCGCAAGCUUUCGACAAGACACGCUAGGAGGAUGUAUGGAUGGUGUAUCUGACAAAGCUGACAUUGAGGAGAAAACGAUAAAGCUUCAAAAUCCAAUGGUUUACUCCUAUCCCAUACUUCAAGGCUACCCAUGGUAUGACAUUGAGGCUGUAUCUAGCAAAGCGCAUAGGAGUGACGUUCAUAUAUUAAAAGACAAGUUUGGAGUCAUCAAACAGGAGUUUGAAAGCAUUUAUGCAAGAUAUUUGGAAGGUGACAGCAGCGGGUGGUCUGUGAAUAAUGUACCCUCUGGGUCGUGGAAUGUCUUCCAUCUGUUUAACCAAGGCAGAAGGAUAGAGGAUAACUGCUUGAAAUGUGCAAGGACUGUGAAAGUAUUAGAGAAGUUGGAGACCUUCAUGCAGGGAGUGUCAUUUGGAUACGCCUGCUUCUCUGUUCUACAGCCAGGUUCCCACAUAUCCCCUCACUACGGACCAUGUAAUAUCCGCCUUAGGUGUCAUUUAGGCAUUCAGAUCCCAGAUAAUUGCUCAUUGACAGUGGCUGGUGAAUGCAAGCAAUGGAAAGAAGAGGAUUGUCUCUUGUUUGAUGACUCCUUUUUACAUGAAGCAGUCAAUGCAAAUGAAGGAUCAGUGAACGGUAUUGAUGGGUCAAGGGUCAUUCUAAUGGUUGACCUUUGGCACCCUGACCUCAGUGAUUUAGAAAAGGAAGCUUUCAGAGAUGUCUUCUGCUGAACUUUGUUGAUGCCAAAGAGGACUGAAAUAAUAAUAUUAAUAACAUUGACAAAUAUCCUGGCCAAGGAUCGACCUGGAAGCUGUUUCAGAAAGAUAAACAUUUUCAAAUUGUGCUUCAAUAAUUGUAUUGAUGUUUUAUCAAUUUAUUCCUGGUUAUUUAUCUUGUAUACCUCAAAUACAAUGAGGAGAUACUAAUAAAUAAGAGCUAUAAAUACUAAAAAAAGAUUUUCUUAAUUAUUUUUUGUCAGUUUUUCACCGAAAAUGUGCUUAGAUGCUUUUUGGUAUUUUGCUAGUGUUGAAAGCAAGUUUGUGGUGGACAGGCCAAUUGAUACUUCAUAAAGUGAAAUAAAAACAGGCGCAAGUCAUCUGCGGGGACCUCUAGGUAGUACAAAUUGUCCCCCUCAAGUUACACACAAGGCUUGCCCAGGCUGACACUUUCAUACAUUACAUAUUCUGAAUUAUACAAUGACAUGCCAUAUACUACUUAUGUAUCUUCCAUAAAAAAAUGACACCAAGAAUUAUUGAUGAUUUAUCCUAUCUUAAUCGUAAACAAUUAUAAUUGACAAAUGACAUAUUGUACCUCAGUUCUUAGAAAUGCCUAAUACCAUUUAGUCUCUAUGCAUGUGGAAAGGUUGACUUAUAAUUGAAAGCUCCCACAUGUUGUUCUAAAAUGGACCAAACAUAUUUAUAAACAUUAUUCAGGGUAUUCUCAGGUAUGCUGUACAGGUAUAUAUUUUCCGAAGGAAUUACCUUCCCCCUCAAUGUAUAUGGUUUUAAAUCCCCUCUCUCAUACCCCAGUAUAAAAAUCAUGGGGAGUUUUAUGGUGAUAUACUAAAGGUUGAUUAAUAUCUGAUUUAUAUUCUUUUAAUACUACAAAGGGAAAUUACAAAAGUAAAAAUUGUGACAAGAUAGAGAAACGACCCAAACAGGUCUAUGGUAAUAUGCUAAAGAAGAAUCUGAAAAUUGUUCCAUUCAGUAGUGUCCCAUUACAUUUUAAUGCCUAUUAGAAGUAAAGUACGAAGGCUCUGGGAAACUGAUUGUGUUUAUGAACACAGAUUUAUCAUAUUAUAGUAGGGGUUUUCAAAUACGACCCUUCUUGAGCUCAUGUAGGGUUAAGGGAAUACAAUCUUUUGCCUCCCCUCCCCCUUCUUGAGACUAUGCCAUGGGUAAUUCAGUACAUGCAUUGUUUAGAAUAUAUGACCAAGCUCAGCAUUUUCAGCUACAUGUAUCACACAACUAUCAAAGGGCAUUCUUGCCUGAAAUUGGACAAACUACUUGUGAUAUAUUUUGUGCUAACUUUUUUAUAGGAAUUCAAAUUUUCCCUUUUUGUAGCAAAGCAACUAUCUAGAUUUUUAUUGAAUUUAAAUGGUGGUAAUCUUGGUUGCUAAGUUUGCCCGAACUAUAUCUGAACAGGCUUUAGGAAAGUGAGACCCAUUAAAAAAAAAAAGGGGGGGGGUAUGAUUAACUGACACACAAAGUAAACAGUAAUUGCACAAAAAUCAUAAGUAGAUCUCAUUCUGAAGAGUUGCAAUAAACGCGGAUUUAUUUCACAUCAAAAUCAGAAAAUAUGGUAUAAAAUUUGCAAUAUAAACUGUUAUGUAAAAUGACACAAAUUUCUUAUAUAAAAGAUAACAGUAAUUAUGAUAGUACAUUAUGAACUGUUAACGACACUUGAACUUGCAUCUCUAUUUUGUUUACACAGUGUGUCACAGAAAAAAAUUGAGAAUUAUUCAUAUUUCAUCAGAUGUGAUUAACUAAUGAUAUUUCACUGUAAACCUUAUUUAGUUUCACUUCUUUCAUCUGAUGCAACUCACAUGACACAUACUACUCAUGAGUAACAUUCUUUUAAGAAAGCACAUAAAAAAUCAUUUGGCUGAUGGUAUCUGAAAAUCACAAACAAACAACAAUGUUCUAUUUUCUUGAAAUAAUGAUACUUUCACAAGCUGACCUUUGGACAAACUCACCACCUCUUUUUGUUGUCAAUCAACCUCACAUCAAUUCCUUUGGGAACCAUGAUAUUGCUAUGUUAGGCAAUCAGAGAAAAAUGCAUGUAUUUAAUGAAAUUAAACAAAUGCUUGUAUUUGGAGAAAAAAAAGUAGAACUUUGUUAUCCUUGUUUAUUUUCUUUGAAUGAAAGGGCACAUGUGGAACUUCUGAGACGUGAUUUUUUUAAAAAAUUUAGAUACCAUCCACCAAAUGACUAUGGUAUCCUUUCUUUAAAUUGUUUUACUCACUGAUGUGUGGUUGAAGCAUCAUAUGAGUUGCAACAAAUU